AUGCUUUGCUCCGUUAAGGCCGAGGCUGUGGCAGCCAGCGAGGGAGAUGUGACAACGACUGUUACUGAUCGGAAAUGGAAGACGUACGGAUCAGCAGAGGCAACAGAGCAGCGGAGGGGGCGUCGAGCGGGAUGUUUGGUCGGGGGCAGGCCGGCAAGGCGACUUGGCGGUGGCAGAGCCAUUCGCGCCUGCCGCGAGCUUAAAAGACGGGGGAAGAGAGAGAGAGAGGGAGAGAGAUUCGGAGGUGGAGAGAUCGUGAGAGCAGCCGAGGGAGAGAGUUUGAUAGCGAGGAGUCCUCCAGCAGUCCGGCCACGCCUGACCCCGUCUAACGACUCCCGACCGCGCUCUCGAACCCGCGGCUCCCAUUCCCCGCGCCAACUCUCCGAUGGGAAGGGAUUGAAAAUAACAUCUCAGUUUCCAGGACCCACACCACCCAUAAGUGUUGCCAUUGUUCUGUCUUGUCUUCUUCGUCCGAUGGUCACUUGCAAUUAUUGGUCUGGACAAGGUGGACGAACCCAAGAAAAGAAGAAGAAGAAGAAAGAAUUGACUCAUGUGGAUCAUCCUAUGGGGGCAACAGAAAAGAUAUGUUCUCUUGGAACAAGUGCGUGGUUAACUUUGCUGGUGCUCCGUUUGAUUAUUCUUGCUCCGUUUCGAUUUGUUCUGUCAUGAACACUAUAUACUUAUGUAUCCUUUUAAGUAAUGAAUACAAUUUUCUUUUGAAUUAAAAUAAAAAGAAGUCAUGUUGUGAUAAAUCACCAAGAUGAGCCAUGUUGUAAUAAAUGUUUUAAGAUGAGUCAUGAUGUUGUAAUAAGUGUCAAGAGUCCUCGUGUUGUAUUAAUUGUAAGUCAUAGGCGUGAAUCGCAUGUUUACAAAAUGCACUGGUUUUUGUCUGUCUUUCAA
Eucalyptus grandis is the source of this 900-nucleotide messenger RNA. RefSeq lists its product as uncharacterized. NCBI's taxonomy places the organism in Eukaryota, Viridiplantae, Streptophyta, Magnoliopsida, Myrtales, Myrtaceae. The record is from RefSeq and is a predicted model, not a curated record. The transcript is spliced from 4 exons. Bases 1 to 669 code for a protein of 222 amino acids.